This is a messenger RNA of Lycium barbarum (goji berry), 3140 nucleotides long. RefSeq names its product GRAS family protein RAM1-like. The record is from RefSeq and is a predicted model, not a curated record. Bases 537 to 2663 code for a protein of 708 amino acids. Gene Ontology annotation, cellular component: nucleus. Gene Ontology annotation, molecular function: DNA-binding transcription factor activity; sequence-specific DNA binding. NCBI's taxonomy places the organism in Eukaryota, Viridiplantae, Streptophyta, Magnoliopsida, Solanales, Solanaceae. Gene Ontology annotation, biological process: regulation of DNA-templated transcription. The transcript has 2 exons.
CUUCGUACAACCGGACCUUAUGCAUCCCAUGGGCCCCACUAUUUGCUUGCUUUGCUAUGCACUAGAACCAUAAACACUACAGUACGUAGUUUAAGAAAAGAACAACACACAAAAUAAAAUGAAGUGGAAUCAACCAACCAGCUAACCGAAAAUUUUAGUAAAAGUAUACAAGGUAUAAUUCCAAAUCCCAUUCUCAGGACGAGAGAAGUUGAUAAAAUUCACUAACUUCCAAACAUGCCAAAAUGAAAAAGUCACAGAUUUUUCCAAGAUUUUCUUCCCUCAAAUGCUACAGUCUGGACGAGCUGACGAGCUCUUUUCCAAUUAAAAAAAAGAUUGAAGGGCCACAAGCAUUCAGCUUUAAAACCUCUUUCUUUUCCUUUUAGCCUGAUUUUCAAAAUCAACUGCCUUUUUGUCUCACGAGACCUUCAUAUCAUAACCAUUUCUAAGUUCCCUGGUAACUAUAUAUAGGACACCAAAUCAUAAUAAUAAAGGUUGAUUCAUCAGCAGAAACAAACUACAAAAAGCAGGGGCAGUGAAUGAGUGUGAUGAACAAUUCUUUGUGUGGUAGCAUGGAGAAUUUAAAGAAUGACAUAAAAAGUGAGGUUGGCAGCUUAAAGAGUGAAAUAGGGAGUUUAAAGAGCGAGAAUUCAUACAGCAAGCUGCCGAUAGAUGACUCUCUUGCUUAUUCUGAAUCCAAGAAAGUCUCCUCUGACUUUGAACUUAAUUGUGGCAGCUUAGCACCUACCAGUCUCACUUUCCCUGCCAAAUUCGAAGUGGACGAUGAUGUUGAAAUCCAAUCUCCUGAUAACUCAAAUUGGGAAUCCUUCUUUGCUGAUCAGCUCGAGGGCGAUUUCAUGAUCUCUUCCCCCAUCAGGAACCUUCCCUCGCCUCAACCUGCUUCCAGUUUCAGUACUACUACUCACCAUAACAACAACAACAAUAACUAUAACGCUUACGCACAUCAUCAGGGAAUUCAUGGGCCGAGCAUGAUGAUGUGCUCCCCUCCUCGUUCUCCCCUGGGACCUAAUAAUUACCACUCGAGUAAUAAAGGCAAGGGUCUCAGCCCACUCCAGAGAGUUUUCAACUCUCCUAACAAUAACCAGUUCAUGCAAAUUGAGAGUUUUAACCUGCCAGCUCUUGAGAGUUUCUUGGAUGAUGAUUAUGAAAAGGAGGAUCUAGCAUCCUCUUAUUCCACGCUCAAAGUUUCAGGUAGUGGUGUAGCAGGUUCCUCUUCCGAGUCGUUUGAUGCUCUGUCGUUAGUUCCUGAUUUGUUGGAGUGCCUGGCGUUGCCAAAUUCAUCAUCCAAUUCGUCCGGUAGCCUCAUGGGAUCAUUACUCAGCAACACAUCUGCCGGUCAAGUAUUUAGCCAAGACGAUGAGAUUUUCCAGACGGGUUCUAUUGCUCCUUUGUCACAACAGCUACAUCAAGAACGGCAGCAUGAAAAGCAACAAAGACCAAUACAUGUUCAACCACCAUCAACACAACAACAACAUACGCAAAUUAUCAAUCACAACUUAAUUGUUGCUGCACCUGAUCAUCAGGAACAGGACAGUGGCUUACAAUUGGUGCACCUUCUCCUAGCGUGUGCAGAAGCAGUCUCCAAAGAGGACUACAUGUUGGCAAGACGAUAUCUUCACCACCUGAAUCGAGUAGUCACCCCGAUCGGUGACUCCAUGCAACGUGUCGCUUCCUGCUUCACCGAAGCUCUUAGUGCUAGACUUGCAGCAACACUAGCCACUAAACCCAGCUCUUCUAACCCUAAACCUUUUAACCCUUUUCCUCCUAAUUCCCUCGAAAUCCUUAAGAUCUAUCAGAUUCUUUACCAAGCCUGCCCUUAUGUCAAAUUCGCUCAUUUCACAGCUAAUCAAGCCAUAUUUGAGGCAUUCGAAGCUGAAGAGCGCGUUCAUGUUAUUGAUUUAGACAUCCUUCAAGGUUAUCAAUGGCCGGCUUUUAUGCAAGCGUUAGCAGCCCGACCAGGUGGUGCUCCGUUCCUUCGUAUCACAGGAGUCGGCCCGUCUCCCGAAGCAGUUAGGGAAACGGGCCGAUGUUUAACCGAACUGGCCCACUCCCUGCAUGUUCCGUUUGAAUUUCACCCAGUGGGCGAGCAACUUGAGGAUUUGAAACCACACAUGUUUAACAGAAGGAUCGGCGAGGCUCUGGCCGUGAAUUCCGUGAAUCGACUCCAUCGAGUUCCAGGGAAUUGUAUUGGCAACUUGUUAGCUAUGAUCAGAGACCAAGCCCCAAAUAUAGUAACAAUCGUAGAGCAAGAAGCUAGCCAUAACGGACCAUAUUUCCUAGGCCGGUUCUUAGAAGCGUUGCAUUACUAUUCGGCGAUAUUUGAUUCGUUGGACGCGACAUUUCCAGCAGAUUCAUCACAGAGGGCAAAAUUGGAACAGUACAUAUUCGCACCGGAGAUAAUGAAUAUAGUGUCGUGUGAGGGAGGGGAGAGAGUGGUGCGACACGAGAGGUUGGAAAAGUGGAGGAGGUUGAUGGAAGGAAAAGGGUUCAAAGGAGUAGCACUAAGUGCAAACGCAGUGACACAGUCAAAAAUAUUACUGGGACUCUACUCAUGUGAUGGUUAUAAAUUGACAGAGGACAAUGGUUGCUUGCUUUUGGGCUGGCAAGAUAGAGCUAUUCUUGCGGCCUCUGCAUGGCGAUGCUGAUUUAAUUUCUCCAUUGCUCCCUUUCCUUCUUCUCAAAUUAUUACUUGUAUGUGUCGAUUAACCUUGUUUUCUAGUUUUCAUAAUAUUUCUCUUUCGGAAUGUGCUGAUUUAUGUUUUUGUUAAGCACAUAAAUCAAAAGUCACGGAAAUGCCCAAGAGGAAAAGGCAAUCAAACAAAAUUAUCAAAGUUCUAGAUAGUUUUUUUUUUCUUUUUAUUUCUUGUGUGACCAGAAAAGGACCUCUAAAGAUGGAUUAGGUCAACAUUAAUUUAUUCAUGUAUUAUGCUUCUUUUUUUUUUAAUUAAGUCAAAUCAUUCGUUUGAAUAUUAUAGUAAUACGUACAAGGAAGGGAUAGCUCAAAUUGCUCCUCACUGUCGUAACCAGUGGAUUAGGUCAACAUAUAAUCUCCAAUACGUAACCUCCGGACUUGAGGAUGCUGCUUAAGUAAUUUUUGGGGAAUUUCAAAUCAUAUGUCCCUG